AUGAUUCUUUGUCUGAAAAAUAAAAUCCUGUUUUUUUCCUAUGAAGAAGGUCGAGACGUAAAUAGAUCUUUGAUAAUUGAUGGGACCCUUAAUGGUGCAUCUUUUAAAGUACCAAAGAAAGAAAAAGAAGAUUACAACUUAGAAACUAUCUCGAGUCGUCGAAGGUGUCUUGCUAAAAUAGGAUCAGAUGUUGUUUUGGGAAUUUUCCAUUCUCACUCUUAUGUUUUGGUACUAUGUAUGUUAGAAAGGGAGAAACAUUCUGAAUGUAAGAAGAAGAAGAAGGAACAUGCAGAACACUAUAAAAGAUCUUGCGAUGCGUUUGAAAUGCAUUAG
Clunio marinus is the source of this 333-nucleotide messenger RNA. The record is from the annotation of a GenBank genome assembly. Lineage: Eukaryota; Metazoa; Arthropoda; Insecta; Diptera; Chironomidae.